This is a messenger RNA of Protopolystoma xenopodis, 636 nucleotides long. NCBI's taxonomy places the organism in Eukaryota, Metazoa, Platyhelminthes, Monogenea, Polystomatidea, Polystomatidae. The record is from the annotation of a GenBank genome assembly.
AUGCAGCGGGGCACUGUUCGAGCCCCGCUGUGUCUCUCGAAGAGACGACGGGGCAAGAUCGAAAUCGCAGCCAGUGGGCAUGGACGCAACAGCGUCUGCCUCCCUUCGGCAUCUUGUUUCACCGGCACGGCCAUCUCGGUUUUCGUUCGUCUCCAUUCACUUUACAAACAAAGCAUUUUCGGCGUCACUUCUCACAGAUCCGGACUUGACCGCCGAAUUUUUCGCUACCUUUUCCUGCCUCACGCCAACUUUGCUGCGCUGUCACCAACUGCUCGUCCCUCGUCCAUUGUCAUCUGCUUUUCGAUAGACCCGACGGUGUCUACCGAUCUUAUCAGCAAUCAGAGCCUGUGGAAUUUUGUGUCUUUCCAGUCAAAAGAAAGGGAGUGUCCGGAGGUAGGGAUGGAGGCAGAACAAAAAGGACCCGAGGAGGAGAAAGAGACGAAUGGGAUUCGUGUCGCAGGCCAGAUCGGUUUGUCAGGCAAUAUUCUUUCUCUUUAUUCCUCUUCUGGACGCCCUCCCUCGAGGCAGCACACGAGCAUGCAGGCUUGGCACAGAUUUGAUUGGCUCCGCAGCGUUCGGCCAUUCUUCCCAAGUCGCUUGGGGCAGCGCCAAGAGGAGGACGUGAGUGGAGCCUGA